Molecule: messenger RNA, 1083 nt
Organism: Daucus carota subsp. sativus
Lineage: Eukaryota; Viridiplantae; Streptophyta; Magnoliopsida; Apiales; Apiaceae
Exons: 1
Coding region: 1-1083 (360 amino acids)
Source: RefSeq, a predicted model, not a curated record
AUGCGCUUAACAACAAGUUUGGAUGUUGCCAGAUUGCUUCUUGGAUUAGGAUUGGCUUUGCAUGGAAACGACGAACCUGCAAUAUUGUCAAUACGGAGGGGUAAUUUUCUUGAAAUACUCACCUUGUAUAGCUUGCGUAAUGUUGAUGUUAGAAAUGUUAUAAAGAAAAAUGCACCUGCUAAUCUUCAACUUACAUCUCUUGAUAUUCAAAAACAAAUUAUUAGUGCUUGUGCAUCUGAGACAACGAAAGAUAUCAUUUCUGAUAUUGGAGACAAGUACUUUGCUUUAUUACUUGACGAGGCACGUGAUAACUCGAUUAAAGAGCAAAUGGCUGUUGUUAUAAGAUACGCAAAUAAUCGUGGAGAAGUUUUAGACCGAUUUGUUGGAGUUGUUCAUGUCAAAGAUACUACUGCAGUUUCUUUAAAAAGUUCCAUUGAUGAUUUCUUUUCUAAACAUGGAUUGUCAAUGUCAAAAGUUAGGGGUCAAGGGUACGACGGAGAUUCAAACAUGAGGGGAGAGCUUAAUGGACUAAAGACUUUGAUUUUGAAUGAGGAUCCAUAUGCUAGGUAUGUGCAUUGCUUUGCCCAUCAACUCCAAUUAGUUGUUGUAGCUGCAGUAGAAGGAAAUCAAUUUGUGAGUGACUUUAUUGAUUACAUGUCUUUUGUUACUAAUGUAGUUAGUGCUUCUUGUAAAAGAAAAGAUGAACUUCGACAAAAACAACAUGAAGUUAUGGUUAAGCAGCUAGAGACCGGACAUGUUACUACUAGUAGAGGGUUGAAUCAGGAGACUAGUUUAACUCGGCCAGGUGAUACUCGCUGGGGAUCACACUAUAAAACCAUAAUUCGUCUUCUCUCUAUGUGGUCUUCAGUUACUAAAGUUCUUACAUAUAUAUAUAAAGAUGGGAGUGAGAGGAAGAGUAGAGGAAAGGUAGUUGGCCUGCUUGAUACAAUGGAAAAAUAUGAGUUCGUUUUUAUUGCACAUUUGAUGAAAGUGAGUAUUGGGCAUAACAAAUGGUUUAUCACGGUUCUUGCAACAAAAAGAUCAGAAUAUUAUUGGAGCUAUGAAUUUGGUUGCAUUUGUUAA